Molecule: messenger RNA, 1044 nt
Organism: Aspergillus viridinutans
Lineage: Eukaryota; Fungi; Ascomycota; Eurotiomycetes; Eurotiales; Aspergillaceae
Exons: 4
Coding region: 1-1044 (347 amino acids)
Biological process (GO): mitotic DNA damage checkpoint signaling; protein phosphorylation
Cellular component (GO): nucleus; cytoplasm
Molecular function (GO): protein serine/threonine kinase activity; ATP binding
Source: RefSeq, a predicted model, not a curated record
AUGUUGUUAUUAAACUCUCUCUCUACCCUAGCUGUUCGCUCUUGCGGAAAACGGGCUUGUUUGAAAAGCGCCCUUUAUCGCAGGACAAGCACACUGUCAACUGCGGUAGACAUUGAGAAUUACAUUGGCCAGUCUGGUCAUAAGUAUAAAAUCCAACGCGUACUUCAGGAAGAGACGUUCCCCCAACGUCAGGUUUACCUUGCCACCGCUGGCGACCAAAGAUUCAUAUUGAAGUAUAUCCACCCAGUUAAUUUCGAAGAUCUCCAAAAUAUAAAUGAUACGCUACGCCGCAACGGUGCCAGCCAUGUUCGUCUUGCCCAGGACACCAUCCUCAAGAAGUCAAUGUUCGUUUUUGAAUACUUUGCGGAUCAUCUUCUACGCCUUGCUCAGAAGGACUUGCCCCUUAAAGUGACAAAGAGGAUCCUUAAAGAUGCCCUUUAUGGAAUUGCAGAACUCCAUGAUCAAGAUAUUGUCCAUACAGACAUUAAGGCGGACAAUGUUUUCGUCAACUGGAAAGAUCACCAUGAUGGAAUCGUAAUCGAGCGAGUGCUGAUUGGGGAUCUCGAAGAUGCCGCGCAUAUCCCUCCUGGAUGUGAUAUGAUCGGGAAACAGGCAGGGAACUGGAUGUGGAGAAGUCCUGAAGCCCAUGCCCAAGGACGUGUUAAUAAGCCCUCUGACAUUUUCUCUUUUGCUCUUCUCUGCAUUUUUGCGCUGCAUAAACGCGUCAUCUUUGCGGUUGGGGAAGAGGAGUUGGAUGAGGGCGUGGAUCCAUUGGCCAUUGUACUUGAGCGCCAGAUCUCCUACUUUGCGGAUGAAGACGGUCUGACUGGGCUUUUGAGACAUCUUGGCGAUAGUCCCUGGGUUCGCGUUUUCGAGGUAAUUCGGGACGGUUUUACUAAAGAAAACCCGCGCAAACCGUUCGCCCUUUGGAAGGGUAUUGAUGACGAUUUUAAAAGUCUUAUUUGCGCCAUGACGAAUUUUGACCCAGAAAGGAGAAUCACGGCCCACGAGGCAUUGGCACACAAAUGGUUUAAAGGUGUUUAA